AUGUCAGCAGAUCAGAUUUAUUCUGCCAAAUAUUCUGGCGUCGAUGUUUAUGAGUUUAUACAUCCUACGGGAUCCAUAAUGAAGAGGAAAACCGACGACUGGGUCAACGCUACACAUAUCUUAAAAGCGGCAAAGUUCGCCAAAGCCAAGAGAACUCGCAUACUGGAAAAAGAAGUGAUCAAGGACACCCACGAAAAGGUGCAAGGUGGAUUCGGAAAGUAUCAGGGGACUUGGGUGCCUCUCACCAUUGCAAGAGCACUUGCAGAUAAAUUCGAUGUUUUGGACGAGCUCAAACCACUAUUCGACUACACGCAAUUAGAAGGUUCUGCUUCGCCUCCAAGAGCCCCAAAACAUCACCAUGCUUCACGGACGGAUUCAGGCCGCAAAAAAGCUGUCAGAACCAGUUCUACAAUUUCAAAUACUGCUGCACACUCUAACUCUUCAACCGGGACCCCAACUGAAGCCACAACGCCGAAAAAUGUACCGAAAAAACGCGGCAGACCACCAUCGAAAAAAAAUAAGAACCUGGGUGGCAGCGUUUUGGAGAGGUCCCAGAGCGAUAUGACUUUCCCACGUCCUGCAAUCCCACUUUCGUCUAUCUCAUCUAAAAGAUUGCCCUCUAUACAAAGUCCGCUUCAAAGAACAACAAGUUUAGAUCCGACAAUAAUGCGGGAACAAGACACUCCGCCGCAACACUUCAAGGAACAGGACAUCGACGACGGUCUUUCGAGUGACAUAGAACGUUCUGAAGCUGUCACAAAAGUAGAAGGAGCUCAAUCUUCCUCAUCUUCGCUCCCGACUUCACCGAGUGGUCUGUCAGACGACAAUACCUUUGACCAACGCACAGGUCCCGGCUUGAGUGGUCGUGACGAACUGGGAAGCACCACUUCUCCUCUUUCGACCAUGAUACCUCGCUUCAACAGCCAGUCCUUCAACAGCCAAACCUCGGAUAUUAAUACCAAAGUAAAUGGAUAUUUGUCCAAACUAGUGGAUUAUUUUGUGUCUAGUGACAUGCACUCUGAAGAAACCGCACCUUCGGAGCUUUUAUAUCCUCCUCAAAACAGUGCUCCUUAUAUUGACGCUUGGAUAGACCACGAACAUCAUACAGCAUUCCACUGGGCUUGUGCCAUGGGGAAUUACGCGAUAGUAGAGGCUCUUUAUAAUGCGGGCGCUAAUACGCGCGCCGUUAAUCUCCAAGGGGAAAAUCCUUUGAUUCGGUGCUCUACAUUUCAUAACUCAUUCACCAGGCGUACCUACCCUCGAAUACUUCAGCUUUUGAAUGAAACCAUAUUUGACGUUGACUCGAAACUACAAACUGUAGUACAUCACAUUGUGCAGCGCAAAUCGUCGACUCCAUCUGCUGUGUUCUACUUGGAUGUCCUGCUGUCGAAACUCAAAGAUAUGUCACCGCAAUAUCGAAUAGAACAUCUUAUAAAUGCUCAGGAUCAAGAAGGUGACACUGCAGUUCACAUAGCUGCUCGCAAUGGAGACAGUAAAUUUUUCGAACGGUUGAUGCAGCAAGGAGGACUAUCCACAAUCAAAAACUCAAAAGGUUUAACAGCAACGGAGCUUAUGAAUCAGACUAUACUCUCGUCACAACCGUCUUCUGCUUCAAAUGGCAGGUUCAAGCAAGCGCUUACUCCGUUGUCUCCCUCGGAGUUCUUCAUGUAUCCUUCACAAACUGCUACGAGGCUAAGCCGCGGCAUACCCGAAGUGGUUAGCGCGAUGAAGGAAAUGAUCGACUCUUAUAACAGAUUACAUCAAAGCAGGGACGCCGAUAUAAUAAAUCUCGAAAAGACACUCAAGGGUAUGGUGAAAACAAUUUCCAACGUUAACUUGAAAACUUCAGAAGCUUUAGAAGCCGAUGACUACCAUCGGAGUCCAAAUAUGGAGGACCUCUUAUCGGCACGCACCCAAGAAACUCAGGAGUUACAGAUCCAAUUGAAUCAUAUUGAAAAAGAAAUGUUCAACAGACUUGAAAGACGUCAAGCUAAGCAGUUAGCGAAGCUGGUCCAAGAUCAAGAGAGCGAGAUUACACAGCAUGCCGAGGAACAUAGUCAAACUGACAAAACAGAACAAUUGAAGCUGGCCCUUCAGUUGUCUCAAAUGCAAAUGAAAAGGCGAAUCAUGUUGUCGGAAAGCAUGAGGGUCAUUGGUGAUAAUUCCAAGAUCUACAAGUACCGUAAAAUGAUUUCGCAUGGAACUGAGAUCGAUAUUACGGAUGUAGACCAAUCUCUUGACGUGAUAUUAACUAGUCUAGACAAUAAUGGUAUAGACGUGUAA
Molecule: messenger RNA, 2283 nt
Organism: Lachancea lanzarotensis
Lineage: Eukaryota; Fungi; Ascomycota; Saccharomycetes; Saccharomycetales; Saccharomycetaceae
Gene: MBP1
Product: LALA0S01e10792g1_1
Exons: 1
Coding region: 1-2283 (760 amino acids)
Cellular component (GO): SBF transcription complex; MBF transcription complex
Molecular function (GO): protein binding; transcription regulator activity; DNA binding
Source: RefSeq, a predicted model, not a curated record